AUGUCAGACACCGACCCCAAAACCCCCAACAAAACCGGCGCAAGCGGUGCCGCCUGGUCUGAAGGCGAGAAAAUCGCAUACCUCAUUGUCCUCUGCGAAAACGAAGGCAAAAUCGAUGCGAAGAUCGGCAACGCGCCCAUCCCCGCCGGCCGCUCCGUCAUCUCCUGCAAGAAGCUCCUCGUGCGCCUGAAGGAGAAGCAUAAAGACGACAUUGUCAAGAUCAAGAACGGCCAGGCCUUUGCCCCUGCCGCUUCUACUGCUACCGACGUCUCUCCCGAGAAACCCAAGGCAAAGCCUAAAGCUACUCCGAAGAAGCGGAAGAGCAAGCUUGACCUUGACGCUGGUGCUGGUAACGGCGGUGAAGAUGGGAAGGGUGAUGAGGGUGUGACUGAGGGUUCUCCAAAGAAGAAAGCUGCGCCCCGGGGUCGACCAAAGAAGAAGGUUGAGGCCAAGGAGGAAGUCAAGGAAAAGGAGGCGCUUGUAGAUAAGGAUGUGCUGGAGGAUAGGUCUGAAUGA
This is a messenger RNA of Alternaria hordeiaustralica, 516 nucleotides long. RefSeq lists its product as uncharacterized. The record is from RefSeq and is a predicted model, not a curated record. The transcript has 3 exons. Lineage: Eukaryota; Fungi; Ascomycota; Dothideomycetes; Pleosporales; Pleosporaceae. The coding region runs from base 1 to 516 and encodes 171 amino acids.